Molecule: messenger RNA, 1852 nt
Organism: Hansenula anomala
Lineage: Eukaryota; Fungi; Ascomycota; Saccharomycetes; Phaffomycetales; Wickerhamomycetaceae
Gene: MUP1
Product: Mup1p
Exons: 1
Coding region: 1-1665 (554 amino acids)
Biological process (GO): amino acid transmembrane transport
Cellular component (GO): membrane
Molecular function (GO): L-amino acid transmembrane transporter activity
Source: RefSeq, a predicted model, not a curated record
AUGGGUAAAUUAGAUACAAUUGAUAUAGUGGAACCAAAUGCUUCAGAUUUGAAUUCCACUGAUGAAGCUUAUGCUAAGCCUUUGGAUAAAGGUUACAAAGAUAUCGGUUACAUUACAGCAAUUGGGUUAGUCUGUAAUCGUAUGAUUGGUACUGGUAUCUUUGCAACUCCUGCAACUAUUUAUAAUUUAUGUGGUGGUUCAGUUGGUUUAGCUUUAAUCAUGUGGGUUAUUGGUGCUAUUAUUGCUUUAGCUGGGUUAUAUGUUUAUAUGGAAUUUGGAUCUGCAAUCCCAAGAAAUGGUGGUGAGAAGAAUUAUUUGGAAUUUGUCUAUUCAAAACCAAAAUUCUUAAUUACUGCAAUGUAUGCUGCUUAUGCAUUUUUAUUAGGUUGGGCAGCUGGUAACUCAAUUAUCUUUGGUCAAUAUAUUUUAACUGCAGCUGGUAAAGAACCAACAAGAUGGGGUGAACGUGGUAUUGGUGUUGCAGCUAUUACUUUUGCAUUUAUUGUCCAUUCAACAAAUAUUAAAGUGGGUGCUUAUAUUCAAAAUGUUUUAGGUGUUUUCAAAAUUGGUGUUAUUUUAUUUAUUACCGUUACAGGUUGGGUUGCCCUUGGUGGUUGGAAAAAAACUGAUAAUUUCCAUAAUUCAUUUGAAGGUACCAAGGAUGCAAGUGCUUAUGGUGUUGUUAAUGCAUUAUAUAAUGUUAUUUGGUCAUUUAUUGGUUAUUCAAAUGUUAAUUAUGCUUUAGGUGAAGUUAGAAAUCCUGUUAAAACAUUAAAAUUUGCUGCACCAUCAGCUUUAAUCAUUGUGGCCAUUAUUUAUUUAUUUGUUAAUAUUGCAUAUUUUGCUAUUGUUCCAAAAGAAUUGUUGAAAACUUCAUCAACUAUUUUAGCUGCUGAUUUCUUCCAAAUUGCAUUUGGUGAUAAUGCUAAAAAAGCUUCAUCAGUCUUUGUUGCUCUAAGUGCAUUAGGUAAUGUUAUGAGUGUUAUUUUCUCUCAAGGUCGUAUCAUUACUCAAUUGGGUCGUGAAGGUAUUUUACCAUUUCCAAAAUUUUUUGCAAGUUCAAGACCUUUUAAUUCACCACUUGUUGGUUUAAUGCAACAUUGGAUUGUUUGUAUUAUUACAAUUUUAGCUCCUCCACCAGGUGAUGCUUAUAAUUUCAUUAUGAAUUUGAUUUCUUAUCCAUUAAAUGUUAUAAAUUUCUUGGUUGCAGUUGGUUUAUUAUGGGUUAAUUAUAAAGCCCAUAAAGGUGAAUUGAAAUGGGAACCUCCAUUAAAAGCAUCAGUUCCAGUUACUAUCUUUUUCGGAUUAAGUUCAUUAUAUUUAAUUGUUGCACCAUAUGUUCCACCAACUGGUGAUCAAUCAGUUUAUAAAGAUUUACCAUAUUAUGUUCAUUGUGUUACUACAUGGGGUAUUUUCUUUAUUGGAUUUGUUUAUUGGAUUUUCUGGGCCAAGAUUUUACCAAAAGCUUUCGGUUAUAAAUUAUACAUUGAAGAAAUUGUGGCGGAGGAUGGAUUCUGGAGAAAAGAGAUUAAAAAAAUCCCAAUUGAUGAAUAUCAAUCAUAUGUUCGUGAAGUUCAAGCUGAACAUCAAACUGUUGAGCUUGAUGAAGGAGAAAGUCAUGGGUCUUCAGUUCUUAAGGCCAAGGACACCAAUAGUGUGAAUUAAUGAUUGUUAAUGACUCGUAUUUGCAUAGAUGUAUAUUAGAAUAUUGAAUUUGUUGAUUUUGUUUUAGAAUAGUUGUAGUAAUAGGGCUUGUUGUGUCUGUUCACGUGAUCUUAGCACGAUUCACGUGAUACUCAUUGACAUUACAUAAUCUUUCUACAACAAGGGAGUCCGAUUGCCGCAGAUUGGA